GGGGAGGCCGUCGCGUCCAACUGACGUAACCAGCCCGCGCCGACGUUGGCGAGGACGUCGGGAAUCGCGAGGAAGCACGUUUCUCGUUCAUCUCACCUGGCACGCACCAUGGAGGCUCCGGUCCAGCAGCCUCCUCUGCCCGGCGGCGGGAAGCGCAAAGGCAAGGCUCAGUACGUGCAAGCCAAGCGGGCCCGGCGCUGCGACGCCGGCGGGCCGCGGCAGCUGGAACCCGGGCUACAGGGCAUCCUCAUCACCUGCAACAUGAAUGAGCGCAAGUGCGUGGAGGAGGCCUACAGCCUGCUCAACGAGUACGGCGACGACAUGUACGGCCCCGAAAAGUUUACAGAUAAGGAUCAGCAGCUCUCUGAAAGUGAGGGAGAUGACGACGAUAUGGAGGCUGCCUUGAAGAAAGAAGUUGAUGACAUUAAAGCAUCUACAGCGAUGAGGCUAAGAAGGUUCCAGUCAGUAGAGAGUGGAGCAAAUAAUGUAGUCUUCAUAAGGACACUUGGGAUAGAACCUGAGAAAUUAGUGCAUCAUAUUCUUCAGGAUAUGUAUAAAACCAAGAAAAAGAAGACUCGUGUUAUUCUGCGAAUGUUACCCAUCUCAGGCACAUGUAAGGCUUUUUUAGAAGAUAUGAAGAAAUAUGCAGAAACAUUUUUGGAACCCUGGUUUAAAGCUCCAAAUAAAGGGACAUUUCAGAUUGUAUAUAAAUCUCGAAAUAACAGUCAUAUGAAUAGAGAAGAAGUCAUCAAAGAAUUGGCAGGAAUAGUGAGCAGUCUCAAUUCAGAAAAUAAAGUGGAUCUUACCAAUCCACAGUACACGGUGGUCGUAGAAAUCAUCAAAGCUGUCUGUUGCCUGAGUGUCGUGAAGGAUUACAUGCUGUUCAGAAAAUACAAUCUCCAGGAAGUGGUGAAGAGUGCUAAGGAGCCUUCACAGGUUAACCCAAAGCAGGGAAAUGGGAAAGAAGCUAAAUUGGAAUCUGGUGACAAAUUAAAUCAAAAUGACCUAACAGAAGGAAAAAAUAACCAGCAGGAAGUACCAGAGAAUAAUGAAGAACUAGGGCAGACAAAACCAGUGUCUGAGACUGAAGUGGUGAAUGAGGGAGAAGAUAAGCCUGAACUUGCAAAUCAAGUCACAGAAGAAUCCAAGUCAAAUGAAAGUGUCCUCUCAUAGGAGGUCAUUUGGUGUCGGAGGUGGGUUACUCAUCUGGGGUUUCUGAGAUGUUGCGGGGGGUUCUAUAUAAAAUCGUGACUGAAAAUACAGUUUUUGACCUUUGUGUGCUGUAUAGUGCUGUUCUUACAGUAGAGAACAGUGAUCAUGCUGCCUUGUUGGCGAUGUUGGUAGAGACUGUCAGCCCUGUACAGCAGUAUAGGCCCACAUACUGUUGCACAGGGAGGAGAGGGGUAGGAGGAGGAGGCUGGCCUCUCCCCCACGAUUAUCAUCGCUAGUCUCUCAUUAUGCACUGCCAGUUGACUUAUGGGAGUGAUAAAGUUCUGUGAAGUAGAAAAUCAGAGGAAAGGUGUCAUGGUAAGAAGGAAUUUUUAUGUGCCAUAACUUGGUUGUCUCCUGCCAUUUUGUUGUGGACAUUUCAAAAAUUUGGACUGUGUAGGUUAGAAGAAAAUUUUUCUGUGAUUUUUUUUUUUAUACUUUUCAUUUUUCUUUUUAUAAUGUCUACUUUCAUAUUUAUUAAUAUAUAUUUGUUACAAACAGAUCUGAUGGUCCAUCGUUAAAAUUUUUGAAGGCAAGAUGUGAAAUAGAAGAGGACCGCUGUAGGCAGAGACUUACACAUGUUUCUGAUAAGAUUAGGAAGGAAGAAUUCUAAUCUGAGUUACUCAGCAUACCCUCGUACAGGAGACACAAAGAAAUUCUUUAUAAUGAAAGCUACUUCUCAAGGAUUUUAUUUGGACUUGUAGUCUUAAUUGUCCUUUGUGCAGUGUCUGGCAUGCAGCUUACAAAUUUAGCAAUUGCUACAGCUAACUGUAAAUCAUAGCCAUUAC
Messenger RNA from Tupaia belangeri chinensis (Chinese tree shrew), 1997 nucleotides. RefSeq names its product THUMP domain 1 NAT10 acetyltransferase adaptor (gene THUMPD1). Lineage: Eukaryota; Metazoa; Chordata; Mammalia; Scandentia; Tupaiidae. The transcript is spliced from 5 exons. Gene Ontology annotation, molecular function: RNA binding. The record is from RefSeq and is a predicted model, not a curated record. Gene Ontology annotation, biological process: tRNA modification. Bases 109 to 1173 code for a protein of 354 amino acids.